Molecule: messenger RNA, 699 nt
Organism: Colletotrichum phormii
Lineage: Eukaryota; Fungi; Ascomycota; Sordariomycetes; Glomerellales; Glomerellaceae
Product: P-loop containing nucleoside triphosphate hydrolase protein
Exons: 1
Biological process (GO): mitochondrial respiratory chain complex III assembly; protein insertion into mitochondrial inner membrane from matrix
Cellular component (GO): mitochondrial inner membrane
Molecular function (GO): ATP hydrolysis activity; ATP binding
Source: RefSeq, a predicted model, not a curated record
UUGUACGGCCGCCCUGGGACCGGAAAGUCGAGCUUCAGUAUGUCUAUUGCCGGCUGUUUCGGUCUCAAUAUCUAUGUCGUCAGUCUUGCCGGCAUCGACGAUAUGCGGCUUAGUGCCUUAUUCGCCGACCUUCCCCAGCGCUGCGUCGUUCUGCUCGAGGACGUCGACGCAGUCGGCACGGCAGGAGCUCGAGAUGCCGAUAACGGUGAGUCUGAUUUGGGCUCAGACGCAUCACGGGGUUCUUCAAAGCCUCAUGGAACUCUUUCAUUGUCCGGACUACUUAACGUCCUUGACGGCGUGGCUUCGCAGGAUGGCCGUGUCCUUAUCAUGACAACAAACCACAUUGAGCACUUGGACGACGCUCUGAUACGACCUGGCCGCGUCGACAAGAAAAUCGAGUUUGGCCCCGCCGAUGCUGAGGUGAUUCGGAAGUUGUUUUGCACUGUUUUCGAAUACUCAGAAAAGGAGAUGCCCGAUGCAGAGACCCGAGAAAAAAACAAUGCAGGUGUGCGGCAGCUGGCAAUUCAAUUUUCCAGCGUCGUGCCGGAGUUGCAACUCAGCCCCGCUGACAUCCUGUCGUUUCUUCUUGCAAACAGGGGCUCACCAUCGAGCGUCUUGACCGCCGCGGAAGGAUGGCUGGUCAAAAUCAGAAAGACUGGAACACUGAGGCGGUGUGAUUCUUGGGGUCAAAGUGAUUGA